CUUCAACGCCCACAAUUUGACAUCAACGUAAUCCUAGGCCCACAAAACUGUGGGAUUAUGGGAGUUGAAGUCCAGCUUUGCGAAACCUGUUCAUACUUUUUUCCCCAGCAGAAUUGCUUGGACAGUAAGAGCAUCAUGAGCUUAAGAGCCUGUGGCUUGAUUAUCUUCAGAAGGUUACCCAAGGCAUGCGCUACGGCAGCUACGGAUGGACGCAUUGAGUACCUCCUCCUACAAACCUCCUACGGCACCCAUCACUGGACACCCCCAAAAGGGCACGUAGACCCCGGGGAAGAUGACCUGGGCACCGCCCUGCGAGAGACCCAGGAAGAGGCUGGCCUGGCCUCCUCCCAGUUCACCAUCCUGGAGGGCUUCAAGAAGGAACUGAACUACGUGGUCCGAGGCAAACCCAAAACUGUGGUCUACUGGUUGGCCGAGCUGAAGGACCGGGACACGGCGAUCCAGCUUUCUUCCGAGCAUCAGGCCUUCCGCUGGCUGACCCUCAGCGAGGCCUGCAGGCUGGCAGAAUACGAGGACAUGCAAGGCACCCUCCGAGAGGCCCAUCUCUUUCUCUCUUCCAAAGAAUAAAUUUCCUUUCGUGGGAUUCGGGAAUGCUUGGGCAGAGGUUGCACAGCUGUCCUUCCCUGUCUUAACAGCAGCGUUUCUCAACUUUUUGCCCCUCCAAGGUGGGUGGGACUUCCAACUCCCAGAGAUCCGAGCUUGGUUCUUUUUCUUGCAGACGUUUCGCGAUCCAAUUGGGUAACGCCAUCCGUGCUAGGGAGGUGGAGGUUUGCUCCCAGCUUAUGCAGGAUUAAGCGACCGUGUAUAAAUAGAGAGCAAACCCCGUUCCCUUGUAGCAUUGAUGAUGUUCCCUAGUUGGGU
Notechis scutatus (mainland tiger snake) is the source of this 879-nucleotide messenger RNA. The record is from RefSeq and is a predicted model, not a curated record. Lineage: Eukaryota; Metazoa; Chordata; Lepidosauria; Squamata; Elapidae.